CAGCGUCGAAACUUGCUUUGGAGUUCUUCUUGCUCUUGUUUGUCAUCAGCUGUGCGAGUCGAGGCUGUGUUACGUUAGCCGUUUGUAAUUUUUAGUUAAUGGCAACUUUAUUCAGCUUCGAUAAUUUUCGUAAAUUACCCACAACGGAGCUGCGUCUCAAUCGAUCCAUUCAAUAUUGCUGGGAAAUUGUUGAUCGCCUGAAAACGGAACCGUAUCUUCAGGUGGCAAAAUAGAUACAAGCUAACGAAAUGGGUGAGGUUAGCGUUGGCCAGCCUAUGGUAGAAGAAGUAGAAAUUCCUGUUCCAUGGGGAAUCGUUGCAGCUUGUGCUAUCACGUAAAGCGUGAUAACUACCAUGACUGAAUCGAGUGAGCACCCAGUUAAACGAAUUCUUGAUGCAUGGUGUGGUGAAUCGUUCUAUAGCAUCAUCAGUCCAGUGGUUCACUUAGGUAAAUGGUGGGGCUCUCGCCUGAAGCAACCUGUGCUAGCGAUUCAUGGAUGGCAAGAUAAUGCAGGGUCUUUUGAUCGUCUGUGCCCUUUGCUACCAGCAGAAAUUUCCAUUUUAGCCAUCGACCUCCCAGGACAUGGAAAGUCGUCUCACUAUCCAAAGGGCAUGCAUUAUUUCAUUUUUUGGGAUGGUAUUACACUGAUCCGGCGCAUUGUGAAGUACUAUGGAUGGGAAAAUAUUACUCUUCUCGGUCAUUCGUUAGGAGGUGCGCUUAGUUUUAUGUACGCCGCCAGCUUUCCGAAUGAAGUGAAUCGGUUCAUUAGUCUCGAUAUUGCUGGUCCUACGGUUCGUGAUCACAUCAAAUUGGCAGCUAGUACUGGCGAUAGCAUCGACAAGUUUUUACAUUAUGAAACGCUACCCGAGUCUAAGAUGCCUUGUUAUGGUUAUGAAGAAAUGAUUGAUCUAGUACUAGCGGCUUAUGAAGGCUCAGUAGAUCAUGAUUCUGUGGAGGUGCUGAUGCGCCGAGGCAUGGCAUUGGCUCCACCGCAUAUGCACAAAAAUGGAUAUCAUUUUGCACGAGAUCUUCGGCUGAAAGUGGCGUUACUGGGCAUGCUUUCCCUGGAACAAGUUCUUGCCUACGCUGAAUGUAUAAAAUGUAAGGUGUUGAACAUUCGCGGAAAACCCGGAAUGAAUUUUGGCAAUCCUGAAGUGUACGAAAAGGUAAUGGAAGUGUUACAUCGCUCUGCGUCGAAGGUUGUUUAUUAUGAAAUUUCGGGAACCCAUCACUUACAUCUGGUAACACCGGAAAGAAUAUCAAAUGAAGUUAGCCAGUUUUUGCUCGAGGAUUAAGAAUAAUGGUUAAUUAUGUUACAAAUAAACAUAGGGCAGGUCGUGAACUAUUAGCGUUAUUUAGAGAAUUCCUAAAUACACUGAAACAAUACGUGGGCUUCAAGGAGGUUGUGCUACUCGGUUAAUUCAGGAACAGUAAUGGUCUUCAGAUUAUAUUGCAUUCAAAAAAAAAAUUGACAGAGCUAGAGCUAUAAUUCCGGACAAAUACAGCCUUGUAGUGUGUAAUCAAUUGUAUUGAAAUUUUAACACUAUGCUAUGUCAGAGCUACAUGUAGCAUGACGAUGAAGCCCUGUAUGAAUUGGUGAAAUACGUUGGUUAUUGUAUGGAUGAAUUGCGUUAUUGGGAAGGUUAAUCAUGGUGUUGUUUUAAAAAUAUUAGAAAAAGGAACAGAACGUUUCAGGAACGAUAAUACAAAAUAAUAAAGUUUAAUAAAAAGGUAUCUCAAUAUUA
Messenger RNA from Anopheles bellator, 1745 nucleotides. RefSeq names its product probable serine hydrolase (gene kraken). NCBI's taxonomy places the organism in Eukaryota, Metazoa, Arthropoda, Insecta, Diptera, Culicidae. The record is from RefSeq and is a predicted model, not a curated record. The transcript is spliced from 4 exons. The coding region runs from base 354 to 1295 and encodes 313 amino acids.